AUGAAACUUCGAGUUUCUUUACUUUCACAGUCGGUAGUUUUGUUAUGUUUAUUAUCUACCGAAAGUGGUAGUACUAGUAGCCCAAAUUUAACUACCGAGCAACAAAGUAAUAAUCCGUUGCUAAAACCUACUGAUUUGCCUGUGAUUGCUGACUUUCAACUUCAUGGUCUCGCUGCCUUGCAUUUUUCAAAGAAAUCGGCGUUCUUUGAGCUGCAUGUGGAUUUUGUUUCUGCUGGUGGAUGUAGUUCCUCUACAUUCAGCGACGCCGAUAACAAUUCAGAACUGAUUAGGGCAGAUAGAGAUAGUUAUGAAACUGGUGGAAAAGAAUUUGUUAAACCUCUUCUGUCCGAUGGGUGGGAGAAUGUUUUUGAUGAUCCGAACAAGCUUUUUCGUGGUGGUGUUGAUGCUGUUCGGUUGGCCUGUCAAAAGUAUUGUUUGAAGACUGGGUAUCGCGUAACAAAGGUGAAUAAUGAUCGUGAAAGGUUUACAAUGAGAUGCAGUAAAGUCCCAUGCACUUGGAUGAUCCAUGCAGUUGUUAUUGAUUCUACUUGUGAUGUUUUUAGGAUAAAAAAGUAUGUUGGGAGGCACACUUGUGGAGCUGGUGUGAAGUUGAGAAGUCCUAAAGUAUCGAAGAAGCUGGUACACAACCUUAUUCAUGAUCGUGUGAUGCACAACCCACUUAUCAAGCCUCGCGAAAUUGAAGAUUAUAUAAAAGUUUGUGCUGGUGUUAAUAUCAAAUAUCACCAUGCAUAUCAUGGUUUGGAACGGUCACACCAUGAAAUUUUUGGGAAUGAUGUAAAGUCUUACUCUGAUCUGGUUUGGUGGGUGAAUUCAUUGAAAGAAACAAAUCCUGGCUCUUAUGUGGAUUUUCAGUUUAACCAUGCAACUCAGACAUUUGAAAGGUUAUUCAUUGAAAUAGGCGCUUAUAUUGAAGGUUAUAGACUUUGUCGACCAAUGAUUUUUAUUGAUGCAACUUUUCUGACCGGGAGAUUUAGAGGUACCCUUAUGGCUGCUACUUGUCUGAAUGGGAAUCAAGGUUUUUAUCCGCUAGCCUUUGCAUUGGUCCCAGGAGAGGAUGUUGACAAUUGGGAUUGGAAAUCGGACGAGAAGUACAAAGAAGUUAUGGCUUGUUUCAAAAAAGCAACUUAUGCUCUCACACCAGCAAGAUAUGAAGAAGCACUAAUGGAAAUGGAGUUAAUGGGAAGGCCUGGGGUUGUUGAGUAUUGCCGCAAUAUGCCUAGGGAACAUUGGUCCAGCGCGUUCUUCACUGGUUGUAGAUUUGGUCAGACUACAUCAAGCGUUGCUGAGUCCUUCAAUAAUUGGAUUCGAAAAGACAAGAGGUUUCCUGCCUGCGCCCUCGUUGACAUGAUCAGGUUAUGCGUUAUGGAGUUGAUGAAUGAACGUCGCGAAAUGAGUCUUUUGAUGGACCCAGAGAAGCUCACUCCUACCUACGAGGCGUUACUUAAAGAACAUAUUCAAAUUGGUCGAGUUUGGAAUGUUACUCAGUCAUCUGCGUAUGAGUAUGAGAUUCAUUCACCUAGGUCUCACACUGUUGAUCUGCUGAACAAGACUUGCACCUGCCAAAGAUGGCGUGUUUAUGGUUUUCCAUGCUCUCAUGCUACAGCAUCUAUUUCUGCCAAGGGUGAUCGAUACGUAGAUUAUAUCGAAGACUACUUCAAAGUUACAAAUUUUCAGCAGUUGUAUUCAAUUGCUAUCAGACCAAUCCCCAACUACAACAGGCCAGAGCAGUAUCUGCCAGAGGAUACUAUUUUUCCACCCCAUCCACGAGUUCCACCAGGUAGGCCAAAGGGAAAUCGUAUCAAGAAUGCAUGGGAGAAAGCUAGGAAGUACGUCCGUUGUUCCAACUGCAAGAAGAAAACUCACCACAACAAGGCAACGUGCACUGUCAUUCCUUCAUACCCAUGA
Molecule: messenger RNA, 1926 nt
Organism: Papaver somniferum (opium poppy)
Lineage: Eukaryota; Viridiplantae; Streptophyta; Magnoliopsida; Ranunculales; Papaveraceae
Exons: 6
Coding region: 1-1926 (641 amino acids)
Molecular function (GO): zinc ion binding
Source: RefSeq, a predicted model, not a curated record